This is a messenger RNA of Mangifera indica (mango), 516 nucleotides long. Its product is annotated as probable potassium transporter 13. Gene Ontology annotation, molecular function: potassium ion transmembrane transporter activity. Gene Ontology annotation, cellular component: membrane. NCBI's taxonomy places the organism in Eukaryota, Viridiplantae, Streptophyta, Magnoliopsida, Sapindales, Anacardiaceae. The coding region runs from base 1 to 516 and encodes 171 amino acids. Gene Ontology annotation, biological process: potassium ion transmembrane transport. The transcript is spliced from 4 exons. The record is from RefSeq and is a predicted model, not a curated record.
AUGGUGGAUAUUAAAAGUAUAAAUAAGCUGACAUCAUAUGGUCAUAUGAGGUUCUUCUCUUACCAGAGCACAUUUUCGGGAAAGUUGAGGCUUCAUGAGGAAGACAAUGUAAUUCUCCGGGUACUUUCUUUGGUUUUCUGGACUUUGACUCUAAUCCCUCUCUGCAAGUACAUUAUAACUGUCUUAGGAGCAGAUGAUAAUGGUGAAGGUGGAACUUUUGCUUUGUAUUCUUUGCUUUUUCGGCGUGCAAAGUUGGGGCUUCCAAGUGCUCCUCAUGCAACAGCGGAUGAGUAUUCUCCUUACACUUCUGAAACACCUCUCAAAGAGAAGAGGGGCAGUUUGCUUGUAAAGGAGUUCUUUGAUAAACAUCAUAAUUCUCGAGUUUUGUUGCUAUUGGUUGUGGUUUUGGGAAUCAGCAUGGUUAUUGGCGAUGGUAGUCCAACUCCAUCAAUCUCUGGACAAAGGGAGAUUAAGCCAAAUGGUGCAGUUAGUAAAGCAUAUCUUCCUCUAGAUUGA